GGAUAAAAACGUAUUUGGAUUUCGCGCCUUUCUUUGGUUUUUGCAAAUAUAAAUUUUAGCAGUUUACCAGAGAGACAUGGAAAAUGCCGUGAACGAGGAGUUUGAACCGGAUCAUUCCAACUCUGAGAGCAUGGAGGUUGAGUACGAAAAACCAAGAAUAAACGAUGCCGAAAAGGCAGUCAUCGCUACUUUUUUGAACGAGGUCUUCAAACGCUCAAUAGAGAUUAUCAAGAACAUGGAAGACAAUGAAGACAGCCUUUCACCUUAUUUAUCAGAGGAAGAAUCGCGUUUAGUUAAGGAAUUUGUCAAGGAUAUUUUCAAACGAGCUGCUGAAGUGAUGUUAAAACAUACGAACGACCCGCCAUUACCGAGUGAAAAGGACUUCAUAUUCAAACCAGCCGAUCAAGAUAAGGUCAUGGACCAAGUCAACCAAAAGGUUGCAAAGGCAGUUAGAUGUUCAAUGGAAAAGAAAUUUCAAGUAAAAAGGAAGUUUGAAAGUGAAAACACUAGCAGUGGAGAAUCAGUGAAAGUGGCUAAACAAGGCAAUACAACUGGUGUCGAUGUAGACUCUCACCAAGAGUUUAUAACAUAUGGAGGUAAGAACCCACGUGGGUACCACAUCAUUUACAUGAAUCCAAAGAAGGCGCCUCAGAARGACGACCGAGAUCACGACCAUUAUCUCAAACAAAUGGAUACACUUCUUAAGAUCACUGACAACUUCAUCAAUGAAAACACAAGUCAACAGCCGUUUAUCUUGGUAUACCGCUGUUUUGGGGAGCCACAKUCCAAACGAAUGAGAUUCCAGUGGAUGGUGAAGCUUUAUGGCAUAAUGCGUGACAGAUAUCUCGAUAAUCUGGUCAAGUUUAUUGUGUAUAAUCCUGAGAUAAAAUUCAAAGCAAUACUCAAAAUGUGCAAGCCUUUUAUGAGGAGGGAGUUGUCAAGAAAAUUGCUAAUUGUUACAGAUGCAAAUUCGUUUUCCAAAGAACAUCGCGGUCUAUGGACGUAGACGAUGUCUUUCCGGGAAAACCAUUUUGUCUGAUUGAGACAUCGAAACACUACUUAGUUUCUGUUAUAGGCGUCUGUCUUUUUGAUAAAUAAAUGACUUGUUCUCAUGA
Messenger RNA from Exaiptasia diaphana, 1115 nucleotides. RefSeq lists its product as uncharacterized. The record is from RefSeq and is a predicted model, not a curated record. The transcript is spliced from 9 exons. NCBI's taxonomy places the organism in Eukaryota, Metazoa, Cnidaria, Anthozoa, Actiniaria, Aiptasiidae. The coding region runs from base 77 to 1006 and encodes 309 amino acids.